AUGGUCGCCGCUACAUCAGACAAUAUUGAACAAGUCAAGGUCUUUGGGCUGAUCCCCUUCGGAGGAGGUGGGAUCUUCAUCUCCGUGCCAUUGGCAGCUUCACUUGUGAAGGAUGAAGUGUGGAAUAAGUGCAUGGAGACCGAACAUAACCAAGGAGAUGGAAUUGUCAACGAGUGCCUCAACGCCCAUUCUGCUACUCGACCUUCAUUCGAUCCAGGCCUCAACCAGAUGGAUCUGGGCGGCGAUCCUUCAGGAUACUUCGAGUCCGGCAGAAGGAUGCUCACAGUUCACCACUGGAAGACUUGGUUUCAUGUAGAUGUUCCAAUGGCUGGGAAUGUCUCCAAGGCUUGUGGCUUCGAAUGCGUCUUUCAACGAUUCCGAUUCGACGACGAUCUUGUGCUCAGCAACGGCUAUAGCAUCGCGGAAUAUCCUGGUGGGAUCGAAGAUGAUGAUGGCAGUGUACUAGUCGAUCUGGAUCAAGUGGAAAUGACCUGGGCAGGAUUGAAGUCCAACUACGAGCACCACAUCGGUCCUCUGCGUCAACCCUUGGAGAAGCAUGAGAAGAAACAAAUGCUUUUGGUUGAGGCAACGAUUCUUCCAGGCAAAGGAGUGCGACAAACAUACGUCGAGAACGUCGAUACUUCGGACAACGAUGACAGCGAGUCCCCGCUGGAUAGAGUGGUGGAGUUAAUAUGGCUGUUCGGGAAUUGA
Mollisia scopiformis is the source of this 711-nucleotide messenger RNA. RefSeq lists its product as uncharacterized. NCBI's taxonomy places the organism in Eukaryota, Fungi, Ascomycota, Leotiomycetes, Helotiales, Mollisiaceae. The record is from RefSeq and is a predicted model, not a curated record. Bases 1 to 711 code for a protein of 236 amino acids. The transcript has a single exon.